This is a messenger RNA of Erigeron canadensis, 942 nucleotides long. Its product is annotated as corepressor interacting with RBPJ 1-like. The transcript has 6 exons. NCBI's taxonomy places the organism in Eukaryota, Viridiplantae, Streptophyta, Magnoliopsida, Asterales, Asteraceae. Bases 1 to 882 code for a protein of 293 amino acids. The record is from RefSeq and is a predicted model, not a curated record.
AUGACUCAAACAGAGGUGAAGGAAUAUGCAGCAAAGCUAAAAGCAUCAGCACCAGGGAUGUUUCAUGCCGGUGUGCCUGUAGAUCCAGCUGGUGAGAGGGUGAUGGUACGGAUCAAUUAUAACCCGAUAACCCGUAAUUAUACUGCAGAUUACCACACCAAGGAAGUGGCUUUUGGACACCGAGAUGAGCGUGGAUAUGCUCUCCUCGAUUGCGAUGAAUUAAGUGAACCUGACCCUGACAAGCUCAUCACCUUUCCUGAUAGUACUUCUGAUAAGAAGAGGAAGAAGAAGUCGAAGACGAAGAAGUUGAAGACAAAGAAGCCGAGGAAGAAGAAGAAGAUACAGGCACCAAACCUUCAGGAGCCAAAGGACAAUCCAUCCUCCCCCACAACCACGAGGAUUGAAACAUUGGCCGACAAGAAUCUGGAUCCAUCUGCAUCUACUGCUUCAGUUCGCCAACCCUUUUCAAAAGCUUCCGAACAUGAAAAAGCUGAUAACAAGAGAAAGGGGACCAACAAGAAGUCGAAGAGGCAGGCAACAAACCUUGAUGAGGAGCCAACGGACAAUCCAUCCUCCCCCACGGCCAUGAGGAUUGAAACACUGGCUCACAAGAAUCUGGAUUCAUCUGCAUCUACUGCCCCCGAAGAUGAAAAGGCCGAUAAGAAGACGAAGAAGAAGAAGACGAAGAAGAUACAGGCACCAAACCUGAAGCGGAAGGACGAUCCAUCUGUGAGGAUCUUACCGAGUCAACCUGCGUUGAGAAUCUACAUCAAUCAAUUGCACCCGUUAACAAUUAAAUCCACCCAGUCGGGUUUUUGUUUUGGAAACUCGUUAAGAUACUUGAAUCUUGGCUUGUUUUUCUAUGCUUACUACCAGUUUUAGAACUGAAUUGCCAAAUGACCGUAUAUAAUAUAACUAGUCUGCUGGCGAGUGAUUUCAAAA